AUGCCUAGGUCUGAGGAAGCAGAGUGGUGGGCCAAUGCCGUAUACGCGGCGAUCCAAGAGAUCCCCCGAGGCAAAGUGACUUCUUACGGCCAUAUCGCUCGACUACUCGGUGAACCUCAACGGCCACGUCAAGUCGGAGUUUGUCUCAAAGUUCUUCCACCGGUGGAGUCUGGCGCGCAUUUUAACAAUGACACCGUGCCCUGGCAGCGAGUCAUCAACUCGAAGGGGAUGAUAUCGCAUCGUGGACCCGGCAGUGCGCAGCGCCAAGCUGAAUCUCUCCAGUCAGAAGGCGUCGAAGUCACCACAGACAGUAUGGGAGAAAUGUAUGUCAGCCUGGCCCAGUAUGGGUGGUUCCCCAGCCAUCUCCCAAGCGAGGAAAACGAGGACGAGAGCGAAAAGAGCGCAACAUGA
Messenger RNA from Penicillium brevicompactum, 411 nucleotides. Its product is annotated as MGMT family protein. Lineage: Eukaryota; Fungi; Ascomycota; Eurotiomycetes; Eurotiales; Aspergillaceae. Gene Ontology annotation, biological process: DNA repair. Bases 1 to 411 code for a protein of 136 amino acids. Gene Ontology annotation, molecular function: catalytic activity. The record is from RefSeq and is a predicted model, not a curated record. The transcript has 3 exons.